UCUACGAGCGCUGUUAAUCAGACGAACAAGAAGAAGAAGAAGAAGAAGCGAUGGGACAAGGUGAUAAAGUGCGGCAUUCUAAAAGGCUGAAAACAUCGACUAACAAGGAACAUCACCGGGAAGAUGAUGAUGAUACUUAUGUUGUUCCUGAAGAAUUUGGUGGUGAUAGUCGGGAAGAAGAAACUAAGCAGAGAGACUUCACUAAGCUGGAACUUAAACCUGAUCAUGUUAAUCGUCCUCUAUGGGCUUGUGCUGAUGGUCGAAUCUUCCUCGAGACUUUCUCGCCUUUGUAUAAACAAGCAUAUGAUUUCCUUAUUGCCAUUGCUGAGCCUGUUUGUAGGCCGGAGAGCAUGCAUGAAUAUAACCUGACUCCUCAUUCGUUAUAUGCUGCUGUUUCCGUGGGACUUGAAACUGAAACUAUCGUGUCUGUCUUGGAUAAAUUGUCCAAGACUAGGCUUCCAAAAGAAAUGGUUGAUUUCAUAUAUGCUUCUACUGCAAAUUAUGGAAAAGUAAAGCUGGUGCUUAAGAAGAACCGUUAUUUUAUUGAGUCGCCAUUUCCGCAGGUAUUGAAAACAUUACUCGAGGAUGAAGUAAUAGGAAAAGCAAGGAUCUCUUCCGAGGGAAGUAAUGGAUUUACUAUCAGCAAAACAAUGGGUGAAACUGAAAGUAGUCACAGUGAGUUGCUAAACGAUGCCGAAUUGGCUGCUGCUACAGAAGAAAAAGAAAUACAUUCAUUUGAAAUUGACCCUGCUCAGGUUGAGAAUGUAAAGCAGCGUUGCUUGCCCAAUGCUUUAAACUAUCCCAUGCUCGAGGAGUAUGAUUUCCGGAAUGAUAAUGUCAAUCCUGACCUUGAGAUGGAGCUGAAGCCUCAGGCCCAACCACGGCCUUAUCAAGAAAAAAGUCUUAGCAAGAUGUUUGGAAAUGGAAGAGCAAGAUCAGGCAUUAUUGUGUUGCCAUGUGGUGCUGGAAAGUCACUUGUUGGUGUCUCUGCAGCCAGCCGAAUAAAGAAGAGCUGCCUUUGUUUGGCCACAAAUGCUGUUUCCGUGGACCAAUGGGCAUUUCAGUUCAAAUUGUGGUCAACCAUAAAAGAUGAACAGAUAUGUCGUUUUACAUCUGAUAGUAAAGAAAGGUUCCGUGGAAAUGCAGGGGUAGUUGUGACAACAUAUAACAUGGUUGCUUUUAGUGGAAAACGAUCUGAAGAAUCCGAGAAGAUUAUCGAGGAAAUAAGAAACAGAGAGUGGGGUUUGCUUCUAAUGGAUGAGGUGCACGUGGUACCUGCCCACAUGUUUAGGAAGGUCAUCAGCAUUACAAAGUCUCACUGCAAACUGGGUCUUACUGCAACACUUGUCAGAGAAGAUGAUAGAAUUACGGAUUUAAACUUCCUUAUCGGUCCAAAGCUGUAUGAGGCAAAUUGGUUGGAUUUGGUUAAGGGAGGUUUUAUUGCAAAUGUUCAGUGUGCUGAAGUCUGGUGUCCAAUGACAAAGGAAUUUUUUGCCGAAUAUCUCAAGAAAGAAAAUUCAAAGAAGAGACAGGCAUUGUAUGUUAUGAAUCCUAAUAAGUUCAGGGCCUGUGAGUUUCUUAUCCGAUUUCACGAACAGCAGCGUGGUGAUAAGAUUAUUGUUUUUGCUGACAAUCUUUUUGCUUUAACGGAGUAUGCAACAAAGCUCCGAAAGCCUAUGAUAUAUGGUGCUACAAGCCAUUUGGAGAGAACAAAGAUUUUGGAGGCUUUCAAGCUAAGUCGUGAUGUUAAUACUAUUUUCCUCUCAAAGGUAGGAGACAAUUCAAUAGAUAUCCCUGAGGCUAAUGUCAUUAUUCAAAUUUCCUCACAUGCGGGUUCAAGGCGUCAAGAAGCUCAACGGUUGGGCCGUAUUCUUAGGGCAAAGGGUCGUCUUCAAGAUAGGAUGGCUGGUGGAAAGGAAGAGUAUAAUGCAUUCUUCUAUUCCCUCGUGUCCACAGAUACACAUGAGAUGUAUUACUCAACAAAGAGGCAACAGUUUUUAAUCGAUCAAGGUUAUAGCUUUAAGGUAAUUACAGGUUUGCCACCAGAUGAUUCGGGAGCUGAGUUAAACUAUUCUCGUUUGGAAGACCAACUUGCUUUAUUGGGAAAGGUGUUGAGCGCAGGAGAAGAUACGGUUGGGUUAGAAAUGUUGGAAGAGGAUACAGACGACGUAGCCCUCCAAAAAGCUCGUCGAUCUGUAGGGUCAAUGACUGCUAUGUCUGGAGCAAAGGGGAUGGUUUACAUGGAAUACAAUAAUGGGAAAGGAAAACUGCAGGGAAAACCAGCUAAACCUAAGGAUCCAUCCAAGAGGCAUAAUCUCUUCAAACAACGUUUUCGAUGAAAACCAUAUUAGAACCGUUUGUGUAAUAUAAGGUCGAUGAAUUGUGGUUAGAUAUAUAGAUUAAUCGUUGUUGUAGCUUUAUUUUAGUAGAGAUAAUUGGUGUUAACUUUAUCUUAGUUAAAACUUGAUUAAAUAUGAUGAUUGAUAGUGC
Molecule: messenger RNA, 2490 nt
Organism: Impatiens glandulifera
Lineage: Eukaryota; Viridiplantae; Streptophyta; Magnoliopsida; Ericales; Balsaminaceae
Product: general transcription and DNA repair factor IIH helicase subunit XPB1-like
Exons: 20
Coding region: 51-2339 (762 amino acids)
Biological process (GO): nucleotide-excision repair; transcription initiation at RNA polymerase II promoter
Cellular component (GO): transcription preinitiation complex; transcription factor TFIIH holo complex; nucleotide-excision repair factor 3 complex
Molecular function (GO): hydrolase activity; ATP binding; 3'-5' DNA helicase activity
Source: RefSeq, a predicted model, not a curated record